This is a messenger RNA of Encephalitozoon romaleae SJ-2008, 1509 nucleotides long. RefSeq names its product leucyl aminopeptidase. Gene Ontology annotation, biological process: proteolysis. NCBI's taxonomy places the organism in Eukaryota, Fungi, Microsporidia, Unikaryonidae. Gene Ontology annotation, molecular function: metalloaminopeptidase activity; manganese ion binding. Bases 1 to 1509 code for a protein of 502 amino acids. The transcript has a single exon. Gene Ontology annotation, cellular component: cytoplasm. The record is from RefSeq and is a predicted model, not a curated record.
AUGGGCUUAAACCUUAAAUUAUUAAUAAAUUUUUUGUUAGUACCCAUAAGAAUGGAGUUGAUGAACUAUGAAAAGCUUGUGGUUAUGUCUGAGCCAAGCACCGACUCAACAAAAGUCAGAAUUGUGCUCUGCAGUAAUACUGAAGAAGGCGUUAGCAUAAUAUCCGACGAAAAGGAUUCUUCACAUCGAGAAUUCCUUAAUAGUUUAGGUGCCAAAGGGAAUUUGGGUGAAAACUACAUACUUCCUGAGCGAAAUGGAAGGAUAACCGUGUUUGUAGGCAUAGGCAAGGUAGACGAAAAUAUACUUCUUGUCAAAAGUAACGCAAGAAAAGCAGGAGCUUCUGGAUACAAAGCAGUAUCUCAGUUUAGAAAUAUAGAAAUAUCGUUGGGUUCGGAAUUCAUGGCAAGGGAGGUUGUAUCUGGAAUAAUACUAGCUUCAUAUAAAUACCAGUUUUUAAAUAAGGAAGAAGGAGAAUCUAAGAGAAUGGCAAUAAAUUCUCAAGUUGACGCAGUUAAAAAGGCAAUAACGAUAGGAAAUGCACAGAACUUUGCUAGAUUCUUAGGAGACACACCAGCAAAUCUCAUGAAUCCAACGUUAUUUACAGAAUAUGCCACCAAAUACCUACAAGGUAAAAGAAACGUCACAGUUGAAGUGUUUGGUAAGGACUUUAUGAAAAGUAAGUCCAUGAAUCUUCUUUUAAGUGUUUCCCAGGGGUCAUCCCAAGAGCCAAAGCUUUUGGUUGCUAAGUAUAGGGGAAAGAGUGGGGAAGGUGUGGAUCUUGCAUUGGUCGGGAAGGGGGUUUGCUUUGAUUCCGGUGGAAUAUCACUAAAGCCGUCUGCACGAAUGUGCCGUAUGAAGGGAGACAUGCUUGGUGGCGCUUCAGUUCUAAGUGCUUUUGGAGUUAUCGCUGAUAUGGGUGUAAAGAUAAAUGUGGAUCUUGUCAUUCCAUUGGUGGAGAAUCUUCCCAGUGGUACUGCAACAAAGCCUGGUGAUGUUUAUAUAGGCAUGAAUGGGAAGAGUGUCGAGAUUGACAACACAGAUGCCGAGGGAAGACUUAUUCUUGCCGAUGCACUUGUAUAUGCACAGGAGAGAAAUCCAACUUACGUAUUUGAUGUUGCCACAUUAACAGGGGCUAUGUCAAUUGCCCUUGGGGAUGUAUUUAUAGGAUAUUUCACUGAGGAUGACAAUCUUUCUGAAAUGAUCUAUAGAAGUGGAAUUGAUGCCAACGAUCCUACAUGGAGAAUGCCCUUGUCGCAGCUGUAUCUACCAGCGAUGAAGUCGGAUGUUGCAGACUUGAAAAACACGGGAGAAGGAAGAUAUGGUGGAUCUUCAAGUGCUGCCAUAUUUUUGAAUGAGUUCGUCAAGAAGGAAUGCAAAUGGGUCCACUUUGAUAUUGCAGGUGUAAUGGGGAGCAACAAUAACAAAGGGGUUUACGGAGAUGGAAUGACAGGUUGUUCUGUUCCUGUAUUGGUUGAAAUAAUCGAGAGGCUGUCUGGAGUAAUUAAUUAA